Molecule: messenger RNA, 3624 nt
Organism: Ctenopharyngodon idella (grass carp)
Lineage: Eukaryota; Metazoa; Chordata; Actinopteri; Cypriniformes; Xenocyprididae
Product: mucin-16
Exons: 2
Coding region: 182-1945 (587 amino acids)
Source: RefSeq, a predicted model, not a curated record
CCCCAACCUCUCACCUCAUCCCACUGUUGGCAUGGCGAUCAAACUGUCAUUUCCUCAUGUCACUUCAUAGCUUCAGCUAGGGGACAGAAGUAUCCCAGAAGGCACCAGUGCACAAACGAAGAAAUCACGGGGCGUCAGGAAGAAGAGACAGCGUGAUGAGUUCUGAACAUCAGAAGUCACAAUGGAGAUGACUUUGCUGUCCAUCACAGUGUGGUUCACUCACUUCCUCAUCGCCUCGGCUCUUUAUUUCAACACACUGCCAACAAAUACCAUGAGUGGCUACACUGAAACCACACAAGUAACUCCAGCAACAACAAAAACAAACCAAGAGCCCAAGAUCCUAAUUAAUGCAACGCCUUUCUCACCUCUGAACACGACGCAGGACAGCACAACAAAUUUGCCCAGUGACGUGCAUACGCAGCCAAACACAACCCCAAAUGUGAUGUCGACACAGGAAACAACAUCCCUGCAUCAAUACAACAGCAGUACUUCAUCUCAGAAUGACAUGAUGGAUGAUGGCGUAGGCAUUUCUAGUAAUGUUGCUGUGAGCCACAAGAAUACAAGUCAUGCAACAGUUUCCACUGACUUUGCAAGACUGACGCCACAAAAUAAUGAAACAGAAACCAUGUCAAGUGUGAGUUACAAUAAUGGCGGACAACCAGUUCAGACUGCAGACACCUUAUCAGACCCAUUCAACAGUGUCUCAACAGUUCCCUGGACAGAGAAAGAGGAUGAUAGAACAAAGGCAGAUGAAGGAAAUUAUGAAACAAACUCCACCCAGGCCACAUUUGCUAAUACGAAAGAGGAGUCGAGAGGAACACAGAGUACUGAGGGAAGUUACAGCCUAACAAGUGAACACAGAGAGGAACCUUACGACACAGCAGCAAAUACAAUCGGUUUAAGUGCUGCAACGGCAACAGCGAGCAUAAAUGACUGGUCAACUUCACAAAACUCAGACAUUCUCAUGAACACGACGGCUUAUACAACAGCACAAGACCCAACGGUUACAGAUGCACCUGAAUAUCACACCUCAAUAGGUGGUGUAAGUGCGAGAAAUCAUGACUGGUCAACUUCACAAAACUCAGACAUUCCCAUUAACACAACGGCUUAUACAACAGCACAAGACCCAACGGUUACAGAUGCACCUGAACAUCACACCUCAAUAGGUGGUGUAAGUGCUGCAACGGCAACAGCAAGAAUUCAUGACUGGUCAACUUCACAAAACUCAGACAUUCCCAUUAACACGACAGCUUACACAACAGCACAAGACCCAACGGUUACAGAUGCACCUGAAUAUCACACCUCAGUUGGUGGUGUAAAUCUCUCAACGAUACAGCAGAACAGAUUCACAAACUCUACGGCACACACAGGAAGAGAAAACAUUACAGGAACAGACACACCCGGUGUUACCACCACCUAUAACAAUAACUCUAUCAUAACCGUUGUCCUAACUGAUGCCACAACCAACGAAACAAACAAAACUGACACAGAAAGCAAAGUAUGGCCUAAAUGUUUGAACCCAAACCCAGAAUCUCAGUCUCGUCAUUCCAGACUGGUCUGCUUCAUCACAGUGUGGGCUUUAGCAAUGACUGCUACCUUAUUCCUAGGAAUAACCAUCUUCCUGUGGGUGCGUCUGACGGUCUUUAAAAAGAAGAUGAAGCGGAGGGAGAAAGGAGGCCAGAAGUGCGAGAAAGAGAGCCUUUGGGCCGACCCCAAAGCAUCGGUGCAGGAGAGAGUGGAGUUCUGGUACGUCAAUGGAUCCACUAUGGAGGCCGACAGGAAGCAGAAAGACAGAAAGAGGCAGGAGAGGAUGAAGAGAAGAGAACAGCAACAGGAUAAUGAGGAGAAUGGGCUGUGGAUUCAGCCUAGAGUGACUAUGGAUGACAUAACAGAGUUCUGGUACGCAAACAGGCGCUUGAAGGAGGAGAGGACGCAGGACAUGUAGUUAUAAACUUUGAAAGACAGAAAACAGUUUGGACAGACAUACCUUCAGGCUUCUGCCUAAAACAGAAAGGGGGAUUUUGAUGGAAACUUUAUUUGAGCAAGUAAAUAAGUCUGAAUAAGACGUCACGUUUGUGGUCCUACAAUUGUGAUUUGUGCUCAGCUGUACACUGUAAAAAAAAAAAAAAAAAUCCAACUUCCAUUUUGUCAGACAAACUCUGUUAUACAGGCUGAAUGAAUUAUAGAAAGUACAAAAAAUUGACAAUUCAAUGUCAUUACACAGCAAAAACCUGUGUGCUAUUGGAGUUAUUGUAAAUAUGAGCUUUCUACUUAGAAAUUGGACAUGAACAGCCUCUGAAGUGACAGUUGGGUGGCCCAUAAACAAGGCAAAAGUGAGAACUGUAAUGACUUACGUUUUAUUCUUUUUUCCCCACAACAUCUAAAGUCAUGCAUAUUUACGUAAAUAUGCCAUGUAUGUACGCAUAUUGUAUGUAUUUUUAAAAAAAAAAAUAAUAGCAUUUAUUUGACUGAAAUUCUGGACUCAUCAACAAGCUGGCUAUCUAGAUGUUGUGAAUGUAUACAAUUGGGAGGGUAAUGUUUAUAUGGUUGCCAACAAAUGGGAUCUGCAUUUUAUUCAAAAAUAUUUUCUAUACAUUUUGGCUUUAAUAAGAGUUCCCCAAGAAAUAGGCAAAAAUUAACCUGAUGUCCAAUUCUUUCUGACAAUAAAGCACUUGAAAACGACAAACUAGUAAUUACGACUUUAGAAGUGGAAGUAGGAAAUUUCCAAUAGCACAUGAAGUCAAGUUUGGUGGUCAGGGUCGAACUAACAGGCAGCUGAGCAUGCUCAGUUUGAUCACUGAUGAUGCACUUGAAUUUAAAUUGUGAUUCUGGUCAAAACUUGGGGACAUAAUGACUACAUAAAUAUUUGUUAUUCAGAAGUAAUAGAUGUUUUAACUCUAUGUGAUGUUUUUGAUUAUAUUUUGUUGUUAACGUUGUGCUAUGUUUCAAGUCACCCAUAGAAAUUAUUCCAUUUCAAUGAGUAUAAACACAACCUUUUCAGUUUGCUUAAACUGAAUUAUACAUUCUUUGUCUAUCACUAUUUUGUAGUCUUAAUGCUCAUAUUAAUUUAAAAUUCAAGUUUACUGAACUUUUUUUUCCACAAAAAAAAAAAAAAAACAACAUUUAUAAAAAACAUUAUCUAUUUAUAGAACUUAUGUUGAAAGCACAGACCUAUUACUUUAAUUGUUGAUACAACAUUUGUUUCCAUAUGUUACUUAGAAAAGUUCUGAAGCUUAACAGUGAAAUAAACAGAAAGAUAAACAGUGCUUUUCCUUCCUUGGAAAAGAGAAGGGACCACAGACACUUUAACCACAGAAACUGUUGAAAAAUUCAGAACUUUUCUAGGUUAUUUUUUUCCAAAAAUCCCAUUCCCCCAGUAAAAUAAAUAAACACACAAAAUUUAAUACAAAAUAUUUGAGCCAACAGUACUGAAUGAAGGAAUAUAAUUUAAAGGGCUACACAAUGACAGCUUUUGCUGCCACCAUCACUCGUUCAGGACUUGCGGUGACUUGCCCGAAAAAUUCUUGGGGUGAAUAUCCCUGACAACAUAUUGUCUUUGUCUACCUAAGAGUGCUGUCUUACUCUUGUAAAGAUAAACUGAAAUAAAAUAAAUAUUAAUUUAGA